Thelazia callipaeda (thelaziosis nematode) is the source of this 513-nucleotide messenger RNA. NCBI's taxonomy places the organism in Eukaryota, Metazoa, Nematoda, Chromadorea, Rhabditida, Thelaziidae. The record is from the annotation of a GenBank genome assembly.
AUGUUGACAGCAAUUAUGCUUAAUUAUUCAAAAGUAUUGCAAAAUGUGCUAAAUUACAGCGCUGCUAUGGAAUCUUGUCAAGAAGCAUCGGAAUUAGCUCACAGCCAAACACUCCGUCAACUUUUUAUCAGCAUUGCAGUCAUAUCAGCUUUGGCAGUUAUUGCUGAAUUGUGGGCGAUAAAAGGUAAAACCAGUCAGAUGUUACUCCAUCAAAAUACCCGAAUGUUGCUCAUCGUUCACCAAAUAUGGCUUAUCAUUCACUGCAUCGCCAGAAUCUUCGCUUAUGCAUAUUUACUGAUUACAUAUCACAAGCAUUCUGACAACGAUUGUGAUUACAUGAUGUCAUUAUGGGAAUGCUUCUUGAUCCGUACAUUAAUCACGUUAACAAUAUUUUUGAACGCUAUUUCAAUACCAGCAAUAGUCACCGAACGAGCGAUUGGGACGUAUUUUGCAUCAAAAUAUGAAAAAAUUGGCAAAAAAGUCGGUGUCACGUUGGUCAUAGCACAGGUGUUU